Culex pipiens pallens (northern house mosquito) is the source of this 6523-nucleotide messenger RNA. RefSeq names its product angiomotin-like. The record is from RefSeq and is a predicted model, not a curated record. The coding region runs from base 4439 to 5398 and encodes 319 amino acids. The transcript has a single exon. NCBI's taxonomy places the organism in Eukaryota, Metazoa, Arthropoda, Insecta, Diptera, Culicidae.
AACAGUUAAACGGGAAAUGUCUCAUCCGCAGCAUCCGAUUGUUUGCUUUGAGAAUAAUAUAUAAAACCUUUCAACAAACACUAUGAUUUUGGGUCGCAUCAUCAUCUUCUAUGAUGAAUCCUGACCAAGCACCCUAUCCUACUAACAAAUUUUCAGGUUCCUGGCGCUUGUGGGGUGUAAGCACAGAGUAAAUCAGCUGCCCUAGUAGCAACCUGCGCUAACUAACAUUCCCGUCCCUUAAAAUCGAGGUCUACAAACUGACAUGGCGGGCGCCGUUGGUGGCCAAUGACUGUUACCUAUUCGCAACUGAUCUAUUUUUCCCCACGAUUAUCUCAGAACUGGCUGAACCGAUUUUGGCCGGAUCUGCCUUAUUCUGUUCGUUUUUGGGUCCCCUAAGACCCUAUUAAAUUUUAUCCUGUUUAAUGAAGUACUUUUAAAGUUAUGCCAAGAAACUUUUUUUUGUAGCUACAAAAAAGGGUGAUAUUUGCAUAACCUCAAUGGCCGGAUCAUUUUGCUUACGAGCGAGAGUCGCGCAGCAUGCGUAGGGAUUUUGGUCUGACCACGCGGGGGAUUGGCAGCCACACCCCCUUGCAUGCGUAUCGCCCGGUUGCCACAUUGCUUAAGCAGUGUCUGCGUCACUUCUGGAAAAAAUCUGUAUUAAUUAUGUUGCUGCAUAAUUUUGUCUAGACAAAGAUUUACACGAACUUUUUACUGAAAUAUAUAACUCAUGGGACUUUCUCCUUUAUUUUGGAGAGUUGGUAAAAAAAAAGAAUUGAAAAUUGCUGUUCAAGUAAAAUCAAUAAUUAUAAAAAAUAAAUGAAAAAAAAAUAAAAAAAACUCUUAAAUUAAUUUGUAAAUACAACCUAGAAUACAACAUGAAUAUGAGGAAGGCACCAACCACCUUAAGGUGGAUUAAGUAACGUUUUUUUAUUUGACCUCACCAUCGUGUUCCCCGGCCAAUUUUACAUAAGAAUCAUUUAUCGACAGAAAUGAAUAUGUUUCGUUCCAGAGAUAUCGAAUUUUAAAGUUUUGUGUUUUCGAAAUUGCCUACGUGAGCUUCAUUCGCUGCAUCUGCUAGAAGCACACAGGUGGUCUGAUCAAUAACUACUACCUGGCCAUUUAUUGAAAUAAUAUUUCAUCAUAAUUAAUCUUCAUCAAAUUGGGCAAAAAUUAACUGUAUAACACUGUAGGAAUCUGGAGUUUAAUCGCGAAUGUUUCAAAAAAAUCAAAUUAUUCGCUCUACAGCAUUGCCUUGGCGUUCUCGAUUACGAGAUUUCUACUCGAAACUAGGUGUCCGAAGGCUUGAUUGUUGAGGCAAUUGUAAACCUCUUUUUACACCUUAGCUUCCAUCCACCCCGGGAUUCGAACUGAAGACCUUUGGAUUGUUAGUCCAACUGCCUACCAGCGACUCCACCGAGGCAGGACCCAGGGAGACGACUCCUACACCUGGACUGAGCUAUCGACCUAACCUCUAGGUUAGACCGGGACCAACAUUUACUUCCCUGUCCGACGGAAGGCGUGAUCAGACAAAUCUCGUCUCAAAAUUUGCCACCGGGACCUCUUGGGAUCGAACCCAGGCCGACUGGGUGAGAGGCAAUCACGCUUACCCCCUACACCACGGUCCCGGCAAUCGCGAAUGUUUAUCUGCUCAAAAAAAAAAUAAAAAAAUAAUAAGGUGAAUUUUUUGUGCUAACCCACAGGACAGAGCAAUAACGACACACAGUAAAGGGCAGAAUUGGAUUCCGACGGAGCGAGCAGGAAAAUGCAAUUAAUCUUGUUAGUAACACUGAACAAUAAGUGCACGAUACAUUAUUGAGUAAAACAUAUGAAUUAAAAUGAAUAAAAUUUGUUGAUACGUUGUACUCUAAUGAAGAACGAUCACAAGGAGUAGAAAAAGGAUUUCUGGAAAGUAUAAAACUGAAAAAUGUAAGAAAAUCACAAAGUUUGAUCUGCGGCUAAUUCCCCAUAUUUAGUUGCGAUGAUAUCGAUACCCUCCGAACAACAGUGUUUUUUUUCUUUUAUCAUUCUUGGAUUCUUGGAACACAAUACAACUGCUGUCCUCACGUAUAAGGUUAUUUUUGGAUUAAAUGUAACUUGACCAAAAUCAUCUUUUAAUCAAAUGGAGCUGGCUCACAAUAUAAAAAUUGAUUUAAUAUGAUCAAUCUUUUAAACCAUAAAUCAGAUUUGCCAAAUUAUGGUAAAGUGUCAAUAAUAAACUAUAAUAAUAAUAAUAAUAAUAAUAAUAAUAAUAAUAAUAAUAAUAAUAAUAAUAAUAAUAAUAACAAUAAUAAAGCAGGUUUUGGGGUUUUUGCUGAAUGACACUAUUUUGCUACCGCCCAUGAUAAAGACCCUAGUCAUGGCCUAGGAGGUACUCUAAAACGGUUAGCAACACGUAAAAAAACGGUGCAUUCAAAAUAACCCAAUAAAUAUUCCUUUCACAAAAAUAGAUUGAUCAAGGUAGGGGAACAGCAUCUAAUUACAACGUUCCUCUAAUGUUGCCAUAUCAGCGCUUUGGCAUUCAAUUACAGCUGAUUAAAAGCGUUUUCAACUGAAAUCGAGUGAUAAAUAGCCCAAUAAGAAGUGAACAAGCAAGUUUCUAUCGAAAGUUUUGCAAAAUUUGUUGUUUAAAUAGUGAAAAUGAGCAAAUUGGACGAAACUAGGAGCGAGGACUUAACCUGCCAAACAUACGAGAAUUUCCCCUAUUAGCCAUUUGAAUAAAUAUUUGCGUAAAAUAUAAAAAAAAAAUAAAUCAAACAUCUCCCAGAACACCAGGGAGCAGUUAUUGAUCAGCUCGCCUGUGUGCUUCUAGCAGAUGCGGCAAAUUGAUAUAGGUAAUCUCGAAAACACAAAACUUUAAAAUUCGAUAUCUCUGGAACGAAACAUAUUCAUUUCUGUCGAUAAGUGAUUCUUCUGUAAAAUUGGCCGGGGAACACGAUGGUGAGGUCAAAUAAAAAAAAUAAGUUGGGGUGUUUUGAGAUACGGCCGUUUAAAGUUUCCAAUUGCGCAAUACAGGUAGAAAAAAUAAAUUAAUCAAUAUUUUGAUCACGGAAAUGGAUUCUACGUCCAAUUUCCUUCAAAUUUAAGUCUAAGCCGUUUGAAACUAGGAGGUUUGGUCAAAAAUUGCCGAAAGUCGAUUUUUUGGGGAGGUACAAAAAUGGAGGGGGUGGUCCGAUUUGGAUGAAAUUUGGGAUUCUUGCAUGUUUUGAUAGUAUCAACAGCUCUGCCAAAUUUGAGCAGGAUCGGAGAGGGUAAUUUUCAAAUUUGCACUUUUUCGUGCACAGUUGAGAUAGAAUGACCCAUAUUUGAAAUUGCUAUUAACUUAAUUUGUUGCACGGAACUUGUGAUUUUGUUGAACAUUUGUUAUGUCAAGUAAAAGUAAAUCUUUACCUGUUCCUGAGGGGAACACCCGUGAAGAGUAUCGGGGCCGGCAUUUACAAAGCGGAUUCAGUGACAGUUCAUUAAUCAACUUAAUGUUAACAUGUUAAGGUUAAUGUUAACAUUCCAUAGGUUGUCUUCCUAAGGUGUCUUUGAUAAGGUCCAGUUUGUGACGAUACACUACCUUCCCUUUACUAAGCAAUCGAAACCAGAAGGGAAAAGAUCACCAGUUGUGAUGGUCCGAGCCGGGAUUUGAACCCCGAUCUACCGCUUACUAGGCGGAAGCGUUACCACUGGGCUACGUGGCUCGGUGUUUUGUCAAGACAAACAUAAAAAUAGCUGUAAAAGAAUUAUAUUGUUUCUAAUAAUUAUUACACAACCAACCAAUACCAACAAACUUACUGAUUAGAUUUUACUUCCCAUCAGUCCGCAGUUUUACUACGAUAUUUUCAUUACGAAAGGCAUUUUUCUUCAUUAUAUCGCGUUAUUUCGCCGGUCGAAACACUUGCGCUUCCGUGAAUAGUGGAGUUUAGUGCAAUAAUUGUGAUAUUGUGACUUAAUUCGUGUAAUUAAUAUUACAUCCGCGCCGUUGUUUUCGUCGUCCUCGCGAAGCAUUGUAGCCUAAUAACACUGCACUCGUCACCCGUAGUUGCGCCACCUCUCGCGCACUAGUGAAGCAGUGCCGUUGCAGUGUGUGUUCUGUUUACCUUUCGUAACUACCCAGUCGAAAGAACGGGCCAAAAGCGGGUCAAAAGCGUUCCUUGUUUUUAAACGAUUUUCGGACAAAUUUCGGAUCGAAGAUGCCUAAAUCUGGAAAGAUUGAGGUGGUUGCGUGCUGUGAAGCCGGUUCUCGUGGAACGAAGAUUAGUUGUGAAUUUUGCGCCAAGAGCUGGCAUAUAAAGUGCGCCAAUAUUACUGCGAGCGCACUCAAAACACUUCGCGACACUGGUGGUGCGUGUUGGCUUUGCCCGAUGGGAGACAACCUGCUUCGAAUGAUACCAACAAGCUGAUCCUCCAGCGUGUCACAUCUGCGCUGUUGCUCAUCGGGAAUUUGACGGAUACAAUGCGAGUCUUCUGUCGGAUGUACUCUGCAUCGCUCUCGACGCCCGUUCCGACGCUGCCGCCGUCAGCUGCUCUUGAUCCUGACCUCUCCGACGCCUUUCACGCCAAUCUGAGCAAUCUCUUUGACUCGAUUCUUGGUGAUGGGAACAAAAGGCCCCGUACGAGCAGCUUGUCCAGGCCAUCUGAAGUUCAACCCGAGAAAAUUCUGAGAGUUGACGUUCCGGUUGACCAAACUAUCGAGUCAAACAUUACAGUUCCUCCCGUUUCAGACGCUGCUGGCACUUUCCCGACGGCCACACCAGAAAAUUUGGCCGCUAUCACUACCACUCAGUCGGCCGCGACUCUGCUGGCCGCCGCUGUACUCGGCGUUUCUCCUUCGGCUUCCCAGCAAUUGCCCGCCGCCGCCUCGCCAGUCACUCCGCUGGCUAUCUCUCAGCAGCUCGGCGCUUCUCAGCCGGCCGGUUUCCAGCAAUCCCCAACCGCCGAAACCGCCGCCCCCCCGCCGGUUGCCAAUCCGCAAGUAGCCGCCGUCGCAGCAAUUCCGCCUACAAUUCAGUCCGGCGUACCACCGCUCCCCUCAGCAAGUAGCCGACCUGUCGCAGAUGGAUUUGUCGUCCCCGCAGGUUCUGCAGCCGCUGCGAAUCAUGCAACAGGCCCCGCCACAAUCGCUAACUAUGCCCUCGUCCCAGCCUCUAGUUUCGCCACCACCGACCAUGCUUUCCGCCCAGCCUCUGGUCAAGCCUCAGCCGCCGCCGCCGCAAAUCAUGCCCUCGCUCCAGCCUCUGAUUUCGCCGCCGCCGCCGCUAACACUGGCUCCGCCUCCGCCUCUGAUUACGCAGCCGCUGCAGACUGCGCCGCUAGCAUCAACCUCUGCUGUUACACCCAGCUUCCACAACGAACUUGCCGCCCGCUCUUCAGCAGUUAUCAACGCCAACCAACAAUCGACAAGACCUACUGUUAAUUUUAUACCAUACCCGACCAGUUUUACCGUAACCGAAGGAAAUCAUAUUAACGUUUAUGGACCUAGUCCACCACUGCUUGAUCAGCAGCUUACAGUCAGUUCCACCCAGAAUGCUCAAACACGCCAAACAAAUUGUAUGCCACACACCACUCAAACCACUUUAGACCACAAUCAAACAUCGAUCAGUCCCUCACCACCUAGCAAUCUCAAUCAGCCCCACCAUACAUUACUUGUAGCCCAUCUUGCGCAACCAGCACCAGAGCUGAAAUGGUAUUACGUUUCUCGAUUCUUGCCAAACGAGACUCCCGAAAACUUGAUUCGCUACAUUCGAAACCAAACGAAUUGUGACCCAGCCUCAAUCGUGUGCCAGAAGCUAGUUCGCAAAAAUCGUAAUUCGAACAGACCUCUCACAUUUCUCUCAUUCAAACUAAGUGUCCCUGAAUCGAUCGAGAACUCAGUCAUUGCUGCUGAUUUUUGGCCUGAAGGAGUUACCAUUAAGCCUUUUUUACCGAAUCGGCAGCCCGCCGAACAAACUGGUCCUCCCCUGGUCAGCCUCUAGCAGCAGAACAGCCGUACGCCAAUCAGGAGCAAUCCACGCACAGCAACCCCUCGUCGCCGACCCUCACUUACCAUGACACCGAGCCAAUCGUUGACGCAGCGGGCAGCCUACCCGUAUCCUCACAACCUGUCGUGGCCUCCGUUCCAUCCCAACCAGCUGACGGUGCCUUCCGUAUACCAGUACAUGCCGCUGUACAGUCGGAUGCCAGAGUUCAGCAACAUUCAACAAUCAACAAUGGUUUGAUCUCACCUAGAUCAUCUACUCAGACUUUACUUGCUGAUUUAGUCUCUUCAAAUCGAAUUGCUCAACCUGUUGUAUCCACGAAUCUGCUGCUUUACUAUCAGAACGUUGGAGGCAUUAAUACCACUAUCGCCAACUACGCCCUUGCAAUCUCUUCUGCCUCCUACGACCUGUACGCAUUCUCUGAAACGUGGUUGACCUCAGCUACUCUAUUUGGUCAAAUCUUUGGUCCCGAAUAUGAAGUAUUCCGUGGAGAUCGGACCGUCUCGAACAGUAUUAAAGAGUCAGGCGGGGGAGUUCUGCUUGCCGUCCGCUCCAAACUAAAG